Molecule: messenger RNA, 2794 nt
Organism: Fopius arisanus
Lineage: Eukaryota; Metazoa; Arthropoda; Insecta; Hymenoptera; Braconidae
Gene: ValRS-m
Product: valine--tRNA ligase, mitochondrial-like
Exons: 2
Coding region: 21-2756 (911 amino acids)
Biological process (GO): valyl-tRNA aminoacylation
Cellular component (GO): cytosol
Molecular function (GO): ATP binding; valine-tRNA ligase activity; aminoacyl-tRNA deacylase activity
Source: RefSeq, a predicted model, not a curated record
UUAUCACAUAAAAAGUAGAAAUGAAUGUAAAUAGAUUGAACGAACUCAGACGAAGUGUAAUAAUCUGUAGAAAUUAUUGUUAUCAAUUGAACGAGGCACGUGUAGCCGAUUUCCCGAAGACCUACGAAACAGAAGGUGUGGAGGCGCAUUGGAAUAAAAUCUGGGAGAAUAACAAUUAUUUUUCCCCCAGGAAUGCCUCAGUCUCUUUCAGGAUGAUCCUCCCCCCGCCAAAUGUCACAGGAGUCCUCCACCUGGGGCACGCCCUGACGGUAACAAUUCAGGAUGUCCUGGCAAGAUGGCAGAGAAUGAGAGGAGAGUCUGUUCUCUGGGUUCCAGGGCUGGACCACGCUGGAAUAGCCACCCAGGCAGCUGUAGAAAAAUAUCUCUCCGCGACAAAAGGAAUCGCUAAAAAAGAUCUAGGAAGGGAUGAGUUCCUGGCAGCUGUUGAGGACUGGAGGAACACCAAAGGGCGUGCCAUCCUGAGCCAAUUGAAGAGUCUGGGAGCUAGUGUGGACUGGUCACGAGAAUUUUUCACAAUGAGCAAAGAGCACAAUGCAGCUGUCAUCGAGGCCUUCAUCACUCUGAGCAAUCGAGAUCUCUUGUACAGGAAGAAGGACCUGGUGAAUUGGUCACCAGCCCUCCAGAGUACAAUCUCAGACAUUGAGGUGGAGUUUCUCGAGAUUUCCAAGAGGACUGAGAUUUUCCUCCCAGGGUACAGCAAGAGGAUUUCCUUCGGGCAAAUGGCUGAGGUUGCUUUUGCAGUGAGAGACUCUCCUGAAGAGCUCGUUGUUGCCACGACACGAGUGGAGUCCAUGCUGGGAGAUGUAGCCCUGGCUGUCCACCCUGAGGACCCCAGGUACUCACAAUUCAUUGGAAAAGAAGUUUUCCAUCCACUGAGGGAAGUCUAUAUCCCAGUGGUUGCUGAUAUUUCAGUGAGACGUGACCUUGGCACUGGAGUCUUGAAGAUAACACCAGCACACGAUCGUACAGACCUUGAAAUCGGUAGGAGAAACGAUCUGGAGUUGAUAGAAGUGAUUAAUGAAGAUGGAACGAUGAAUGAAAAUGCGAAAGACUUCGAGGGUCUCCCCAGGUUUAUCGCACGUCAAAAAAUCCUAGAUUAUCUAUCGGAUAAAGGUUUUCUCCGAGGGCUGAACGAUCACCCAAUGAUCGUUCCCCUGUGCUCGAGGUCUGGGGACGUAGUGGAGCACCUGGUGAAGGAGCAAUGGUUCGUCAGAACUCGAAAAAUGGCGGACAGGGUUCUGGAGGCCACGAGGAGCAAUCAGCUGAGAAUAGAUCCGCAGAAGUUCGAGGAACUCUGGGUCCAGAGGCUGGAGAACACGAGGGACUGGUGUGUAUCUCGUCAACUCUGGUGGGGCCACAGGAUUCCAGCAUUCAGGUGUUCUAAUCUAUCAGAAAGCCACUGGAUUGUUGCUGGAACCUUGAGGGAGGCCGAGGAGAUAUCGAGAAAACGAUUUGGAAGUGAUUAUCAAGUCCACCAGGAUACGGAUGUCCUUGACACCUGGUUCUCAGCUGGUCUCCUUCCUCUGUCCGCCAUGGGCUGGCCCCUGGUGGAUCACAAGAGAUUGUAUCCUCUCAGUCUCAUGGAAACUGGUCACGACAUCUUGAUGUUCUGGGUCGCCAGGAUGGCCAUGCUCUGCACGGAAUUAACAGGGGAAUUACCCUUUCAGGAUGUUCUCCUUCAUGGGGUACUCUGUGAUGCCCAGGGGAAGAAGAUGUCCAAGAGUCUGGGGAAUGUGAUCAAUCCAGAGGAUGUGAUCAAUGGAAUCACUCUCGAGGGUUUAAAUGCCAAGGCCCAGGACAGCCACAAUUCUGGAAUAUUGAGCAAGAGUGAAUUUAAGAGAACGUUGUCUGUUAAUUCGAAGAUGUUCAGCAAUGGGAUACCCCAGUGUGGAGUCGACGCCCUCAGGUUCACUCUCUGCGCUCAUGACAUCAAGAGUGACCGAAUUAGUUUUAACGUCGUCGAGUGUAAGACUAAUAAACAUUUUUGCAAUAAAAUCUGGCAGGCCUGCAGGUACGUUCUCCUGGUGACUGAUGAUGGAGUUGCUGAGCCGAAAGUUCUCUCGACUGUCGAUCAGUGGAUCCUGAGCAGAAUGGAGCUGAUGGUUGAGAAGGUCAAUGAGAACCUCAGGGAGAGGAACUUCCAUAGGGCCAUUGCGGCUAUUAGGCAGUUCUUUUAUUAUGAAUUCUGUGAUUUUUAUAUCGAGGCCACGAAAUUUGGGGUGAAGAAUCGAGAGGAGACCGUCGAGGGGCAUAAAUACACUUUGGCCAAGUGCUUGGAGGUUUCUCUCAGGAUUCUGGCACCUGUGAUGCCGUAUUUGAGUGAAGAUCUUUAUCACAGACUCAGGAGGAAGCUUCCGGGGUUCUUGGAGGUGCCCUCCUUGAUGGAGGCACCUUAUCCCACCGUCGAGGAACACCACUGGAGAAAUGAAGAGCUCGAAGAGGAGUUCGAGGCGAUCCUGACGGUUGUCCUGAGGAUCAGGAAUAUUCUGAGCAAUGUCAGCCGGAAAAACGUCUCCGAGGUGCAUAUUGUACCGGAGAGUGAAGACGUUUAUCGGAUUUUUAAUGAGAACAUCCACUUCUUCAUCGCCACAACAAGACUUCCGAAUUUGAAAGUUGUUCACAAAAAUUGUUAUGUUAUUGAUAAUCAUAGCGUGUGCCAUGACGAAAAUUAUUGUAAAUUGUAUUUGAAGAUUAAUGAAGCGGGAGGUAUGACAGAGAAAAUCCAGAGUGUUUAAUAAAAUGUAUUUAUUUAUUUGAAGAAUAUUUCAUUCGA